AUGAUCGCCAGAGGUGAGUUGACGGAUUACCUCAAGACAAAGGAGCAUGCAAAGCCCUGCGAGGUCUAUCCCCAUAAGGUAGAAGUUACGCAAGUAAAAGUUAUCCAUGCAAUACAUGGCAGGUCUGAAGAUGAUCAAGAGUCCGAGGAGGUGUACAGGUCCAGAUUGAGGGUGACCCACAAGCUCAGGAAAAUAUCCUCAGUCAAUGCUAUCAAUUCUGGUAGCAUUAGUAUUAGAUUCGGAGAUGGCGACCUACCCAGAGUGCAACUCCCCCACAAGGAUCCAUUGGUCAUCAGUCUUUUAGUGGCCAAUUGUAUGAUCAGAAGGGUUUUGGUAGAUCCAGGAAGAAGCGCUAACAUAAUCACAAAGAUGGUCUUUGAUCAGUUAGAGAUCACGUCAUCAUCUAUUUGA
Cornus florida is the source of this 411-nucleotide messenger RNA. RefSeq lists its product as uncharacterized. The record is from RefSeq and is a predicted model, not a curated record. Bases 1 to 411 code for a protein of 136 amino acids. Lineage: Eukaryota; Viridiplantae; Streptophyta; Magnoliopsida; Cornales; Cornaceae. The transcript has a single exon.